AUGCCAAACGUUGACUUUUAUUCAUUCAGCCCCAUACUAACAACAAACACUAGUUCAUUAGCCCGUAUGGCUACUUCAAAACAAGCACAAAGACAACAACAAAUAUACGAUGACUAUUACCGCGCCCUAAAAGACCACGAAACCACCCAGUGCUUCCUAAGGGAUCAACAUAAUAUCCUAAAAGAAACCAAGGUGAUAUUUCUCAAGACAGAAAACGACGUCCAGUCGCUAUCAACCGUUGGCCCCAAAGAAGUAGGUCCUAAAGAAGUUGCACGACGAGAAUUUUAUGGUGAAGACCAGCCAGGGACCAAGAUACGUUGUUGGAUGCAAGGCGUGUAUUGA
Molecule: messenger RNA, 342 nt
Organism: Darwinula stevensoni
Lineage: Eukaryota; Metazoa; Arthropoda; Ostracoda; Podocopida; Darwinulidae
Source: the annotation of a GenBank genome assembly